Messenger RNA from Phoenix dactylifera (date palm), 447 nucleotides. The record is from RefSeq and is a predicted model, not a curated record. NCBI's taxonomy places the organism in Eukaryota, Viridiplantae, Streptophyta, Magnoliopsida, Arecales, Arecaceae.
AUGGAUCCGGAGCCAUGGGAGUGCCGGAGGACGGACGGGAAGAAGUGGAGGUGCUCGAGGAAUGCGGCGCCGGACCAGAAGUACUGCGAGCGCCACAUGCACAGGGGUCGCCCUCGUUCAAGAAAGCCUGUGGAAGUUAGCAAUACCAAACCCACCUCCACCAACGCUCCUCCAACCACGGCAGUCCCGACCAACUCGCCAACCAUCGUCACCACGACCACCACCACCGCAAGCCUUUCUAGGCCGCUUCCAUCUCAAUCCUCUGGCCUCUUCCUCAAGGAUGAGCUUAAGAUUCCAUUCCAAUCCUUGGAACCAAACGAGGAACAACGGUGCCUGGAUUGGAUGAAAGGGAAUAAUGAGGAGAUGGAAUCAAGCUUGCAGUGGGAGCUGAUGCAUUCGAAGAUUGGGGUUGACGCAUGGCACCAUUCCUGUUCUCCAGCAUUAUGA